AUGAGCGGAGGCGGCAGCUCCGGACCCGGACCGGGCUCCGGGCCGGCGGUACCCGGUCCCGGUACCACCGUGACUCUGCGAGUCUGUGCAGUGGGCUUACGCCCUGAGGUGCCCGUGGUGCAGCUGUGGGGGGUUCUUGGGGAACGCGGUGCUGACUACGUCCGCCUGCGGCAGGAGAUCCAGGAGGCGGUGGGACCGCGGUUGGCGGCCGGCCCAGGCGGAGUGGUGGCUGGUGGGGCUGAGCUGUGCACUGGAGACGUGGGUCUGGUGGAGCUAGUUGGGCUCUGGUACCGUUGCUGCGUGGUGAGUCGCCGUGGCCAGGACUACCGGGUGUUCCUGCUCGAUGAGGGCUGCACGGUGGUCACGGCCGCCUGUUACCUGGCACGGGGCUGCAAGGAGUUUUUCCGGCUGCCCCCUGAGGUGCUGGGCUGUGUCGUGGCUAAUGUCAUGCCUGCUGGAGGCCCUGGGCUGUCUGUCUGUGGGGAUGCGCCGGGCUCCACCUGGACAGUGGAGGCCAUGGAGUUUCUCAGUCACCUGCAUGGCAAGGAAGUGUCUGGCCAGGUCCAGGAGGUGAUAAGCCCCCAGCUCAUAGUGCUGGAGCUGCCACAGCUUGUGGCCCAGAUGAAUCACCUGGGCCUGGUCAUGCAGGUCACUCCCAGUUGGUUCUGCCAGGUGCUGAAGUGUUGCCUGACUGGUAACCACUUGAGGAACCAGGCCAAGCUGCAGCCCCCAGCCUGUUCCCUUGUAUCUUCUGCAGUGCCACAGCUUCUCCACGUCCUGCACAUGUAUCAGCCUGUGUUACGUGCCUUGGAUUAUUUCUACCCACAGCUUCAGCUGGGUGUGGCAGAGCCUGUCCUGGUCACCCAUGUCUCUGACCCACACCGUAUCUACUGCCAGCUGCAGAGCCUGUCCCAGGAGAUCCGGUGCCUUUCUGAUACCAUGUCCCACACUUAUGACCGCUGGGAGCAAGAGGUAUUACCUGAAGUGGGCUCUCCCUGUGCUGCUCGUGGCAGAGAUGGCCACUGGUACCGUGCACUCCUGCUGGAUCUUCCUGCUGGGGAGCAGGACCAGCAGGUAGCUUUGGUGAUUUUUGUGGACUAUGGCAGGAAAGAGACUGUGUCCAAAGCUGACCUGCGCCAUUUGCCUGUUGAGUGUUUUCGUAUGCCUGUGGUGACCUACCCGUGUGCUCUUCAGGGUAUCUCAGACAGGGGUUGUGGCUGGUCCCUGUCUCAGAUUGAGGAGCUGAAAAGGUUGGUCCUUGACAAAAGAGUGAGUGCUUGCCUUGAAACCUUUAACUCCUUUGAGCGUCUCUAUUAUGUGACCCUGUAUGGGGAAAAUGGCAGCAACUUGAAUCAUCUUUUUGGGGUGCAGGCUUGCUGCCUGGUGAACAGCCAUACAGAGGUCAGCCACACUGAGGCUCAGAAGCAGCCAAAAGUAGAAGAGUCAAGAACUGAAGAACUGGAAUUGCCACCAAGAGCACCUCCUUUUGCUUUAAUGUGCAAAGAUUUGUCCCCUGUGUGUCUGAAGCUGGGAGUGUUCCAUGAUGUGCAGGUCUCCCACCUCCAGGACCCAUCUGAGUUCUGGCUGCAGCUCCAUGAGCAUCGUCUCCUCUUCAGGCAGCUGAGGCAGAGCAUGUGGAAUUUUUAUUCCCAUGCCACAAAUCUGGAUGGUGGUGGGUGGGACCUGCAGCCUGGAUCCCUUUGUUGUGCCAGUGGGAAAGAGGGGGUCUUCUAUCGAGCGGUGAUCACCAGGGUACUGGAGAGUGGGGUAGAAAUACACCUGGUGGAUAGAGGCAAUACAGAAACUGUGGAUAAGUGUGCAGUUAAGGAGCUGCUCCCUCAAUUCAUGGAAUUACCUGCUUUAGCUCUUAAGUGUUCCUUGGCAGGUGUCUCUCCUCUGAGGGGGAGUUGGAGUGAAUUGUCUGUGUCUGCCUUCAGGGAGAUGGUACUGAACAAGGGCCUAAACAUUCGUUUUUUCAGUGCUCAGGGUGACAAAUACAUGGUUGAAAUUUUUGAUGAUUCCCAAUUAGGAGAGAAAAGUGUAAAUAAACUCAUGGCCCUGUUAGGGUAUGCUGAAUACCAGAGGUGUGAAAUACCUGAGACUCUUCAGAAAUCAUCUGAUACAGCUGUGAGCCAGGCCUCUCCCCUAGCAUGUGCUGGUGAGGAAAGCCAACUAAAUACAGUGAAGAGGCUCAGAGAAGAAUCAGGUCAAGAGAGAAAUGAUAGAGCACUUAAUCCCUCCUCAGUUGUGGUGGUCAGAGAGAGCCCUUUUGCAGCCAUCCACAAUUCUAAUAGUAAUGAAUCUCUUCCUGCCCAGAAGUGUGAGGGUAAGGAAAACCUGCCCAUCUCUUGGAGACAGAAUUAUGUGGCAGAGAAGCAAAGUUCCUUUUACGGAAGCCAAUUAGAAGUGGGAAGUACAGUUAAUGUUGUUGUGACAUAUGUUGAAAAUCCUAGUUAUUUUUGGUGUCAGCUAAGUAGAAAUUGUGAUGACCUUAAGGAAUUAAUGGCGAAAAUUCAGGAGUAUUGUAAAAAAUCAUCCCACCCGUGUUCUUGGCCAAAUUCUGUAUGUCUAGCACAGUACUCUGAGGAUGAAAAAUGGUACAGGGCUUUUAUUAUUAGUGAGGUUUCUUCUGCAGGAAAAGUAGAAGUCCUCUAUGUUGACUAUGGCAACAGGGAGCUGGUGUCUCUCGUAAACCUCCGCUCAGCUGAAGAGAGCUUUCUAAGGUUAGAGCCUCAGGCUUUCAGGUGCAGCCUUUACAACUUCAUCCAGCCAAAUGGGCAAGAUCCUUUUGCUUGGGAUGAAGAAGCAAUUCAGACCUUUCAGGAGUUUGUUGAUUCAUCAUCCCUCUUUGAACUAAAGUGCACAAUAUUUGCCUUGGCUUCGAUAAACAAUAACGAGCUCUUUAACAUUGUAGAUUUAAUGACCCCUUUCCAGAGUGCUUGCCAGUUUUUGACUGACAAAGGUGUGGCCAGACCUUUAUCUCCUCAAAAGCCUCUGGUCUCCUCAGUUCAGCUUCAUUCUUACUAUUAUUCCACCCAUGGUAUCAAAAUUGGGAAUGAGGAAGAUGUUUAUAUUACGCAUGUUGAGGAUCCAUGGACAUUUUACUGCCAACUGGAAAGAUGUGCGAAUGUCUUAGCACAGCUUAAUGAGAACAUUAAUCAUCUAUGUGAAAAAAUGACCAGCUUGGGUACCUUGCAUAAGUCUGGGAGCUUGUGUCUAGCCAAGUAUACUGACAAUCACUGGUACAGGGGGCUAAUUAAAAAAACAAAACCUCACACAGAAGUCUUCUUCGUGGAUUUUGGCAACACAGAGACUAUAGAGGAAGAUCAUCUCCUUCCUUUACCCAGUGAUGCAUAUGACAUCUUGCUUUUACCAAUGCAGGCUGUAAAGUGUUCCUUACCUGAUAUAUCUAAUGUUCCCAAAGAAGCUACAACAUGGUUCAAGCAAGCUGUCUUAGAAAGGCAAUUAAAAGCAAUAGUAGUAGCAAAGGAAUCUGAUGGUAAACUGUUGAUUGAAUUGUUUGAUGCUAAUACUCAAUUUAAUGCAAAACUGAAGGAGAAGUUAAACUUAAUGAACAAUGCAGAACUGUUUAGGCAUGUACAAACUGAAACUUUGGGCACUAGAAAUACAGAUGUGAAUGAAAGGAAUGAGACUGCAGAGUCUCCUUUAAAUGCAGGUAGGCCUCUUGAAAGAGAAGAAUGUAUAUCUGGAACCCAGGGAGGAGGCAGGAGUAGCAAAAGGCAUUUUAAAGAAGAUGUAAACCUUCUCCAGCCUCCUUCAGGAGAAGUGGCAGCUGCAUUGGUGGAAUUUGAUGAAAUACUUGGCAGUAAGAAGGAUGCUUUUUUGUUACACAAAGCAGAGGAGGAGUCUCUGCUCUCCAUCCAGCUGGGUACAGAGUCAGACAAUAAAUCUGAUGCAGAAGGUGGGUGUGUAAUGCUUAAAAAUCUAUCUGACCUACUGGAGCAGAAGAUAGUGCCUGGUCUUAAAUCCUUAGUUUAUGUGUCUCAUGUAAAUGAUCCACUGGAUUUUUAUGUUCAACUUGGAAGUGAUGAGGCUCAGCUGAACAGCAUUUCAGAAAUCUUAAAUGAUAAGGCACAAGCAAAGAACCCUUGUGGACAACUUUUCCAAGCAGGAGACUUAAUCAGUGCUGUUUAUUCAGAAGACAGCCUGUGGUACCGAGCUGUAGUAAAAGAGAAGAUUUCUGGCAGUUUGAUAAGUAUACAGUAUAUUGAUUAUGGUAAUACAUCAGUAAUUAAUGUUGAUCAAGCAUGCAGACUCCCUGAAGACUUGUCAUUUAUUCCAGCCAUAAGCAUUCACUGCUUCCUAAGAGGACUUAAAUGGAAAAAAAAUGCAGACUGGGCAGAGAAAGCAGUGCUUUAUUUCACCAAGAGAACAAGUGAAAUUCUGCUAACGUGUGAAUUUGUAGAGAAGGUUGAGGAUAAGUGGGAAGUUAUUCUCAGUGACCAUGAGGGGAUAAUAACAGUGGAUUUGGCUGAUGAAAAUCUUGGAAGACUUUGCUCAACAGAAAUACUCGAUAGAAUGGAGAACAGUGACGUGAUAACUGUGUGUGAGAUUUCACCUUCUCAGUCACAAAACAAAAUUUCCUGUGUAAGUGAUUGUAAAUUGUUUACCUGGAAGCUUCCAGAGGCAGGACAGAUUAUAAAAAUUUAUGUGACAGUGGUAGAUGGUCCAGAAUACUUUUGGAGUUGCAGUGCUAAUACAGAAGACAUGAACUACAUAGAGUCAAAAAUAGAGGAAGCUGAAAACCUUGGACUAAAUUCUUUGGAUGAUUGCAGGUCUUGUAUUAAAAGUGGUGAUUUCUGUCUAGCAAAAUACAGUCAAGAUGGAAAGUUCUACAGAGCUAAGGUCAUCAGUAUAAAAGGUGACAACGUAGUUGUUAGGCAUGUAGAUUAUGGAAGUGAGGAGGCUGUUAGCAUGGAGAUGGUCAGACAGAUUCCAUGUGAGUUGCUCAAAAUACCUUAUCAAGCAUUUCCUUGCUGUCUGUCAGGUUUCAAAUCCUCAGAGGGCUCGUGGCUUAGUGAAGCAAAAGACAAGUUUUAUGAUAUCACCAAAAGCCUCUUAUUAGAAGCUGAAGUAAUAGAAAUUUUGGAAGAUAAAGCUUCUGAAUUUGGUCUGUUUGUUCUUAAGUUGGAAUCUUCUGGCAAAAGCAUUAAUGAAGAGAUGAAGUCUUUUUGGAAAGCUAGCAAAGGGGCUGGUGGCAGCUCUUUCUCAGACCUUGAGAAUCCCUUAAGCAGAUAUUCAAAUAAUGAUGCAGGUCUGUGUCUCGAAAGAGAAACUACUGCUGUUGGUGGGUCAGCUGAAGAAGAAAGUGAAAGUGCUUUACUUGGUUCUGAACUUCUGGGUGUAACUUCUGAGUGUUUAAAUACUGCAAAAGCAGAUGUGUCAGUGGGAGCUGUUGAGGUUAUGUCUGGGGAGGCUGAGGAUGGAUGUGAAACAGCUGAGCUCCACAGCAGCUUUGAUAAAAAGGUCUCUGUAGCUGAGGGAGAGAGUGAUAACACUGAAUUACCAGAGCCCUUGAGAAGCUGCAGUCCUCAGAUUUUGAGGAGUGAAAUGAAAGCCACAGAACAAGAGUCGUCUGAAGUACUGUUUCAAGAGGAUUCUGAGCUGAAAGCAGAACUGCCAGGCAGGGCUUCAGCAGCCAGUCUUUUUCUAGGAAACAAACAACAAGAACUGCAAAGAUUGCCAGUGCUCCAGGUGCAGCCUUUGAAUGAUGAAACAGGGAAGUCAAUAGAACUGAGUCAAUUACAGAUGCAAUCUUCAUUUAAGGAGUUCAUUAUGGGGAUAGAGGCACUUUCGUUGCCAUCUUCCUUUAGUGAAGAAACAAAGGAAGCUCUGGAAACAGAGACCCUUGAAAUCCAAACAGUUUCCAGCAGCAAAGCAAGAGAAGUGUUGAAACAGGAAUCAUUUGAGCUGCCAGAUGUGAGUGGGGAGACAGGGGUGUUGGAAGCUCUGAAAUUUCUUAAAGUUUUACCAUCUCUUAAUGAGAGACAGAACUUGGUGCCUUCAGAUAGUGAUGGAGAGAAGGCUGCAGAGCUGAUUGAACCUGAUGUUCAGCUUUCUUUGGGAGAGAAGGCAAAGUCUCUGGAAUUGGAUUUGCCUGGAAUUCAUAAAGCAGAAGCUGUGCAGGAAGAUUGGAUGGAAGUAGAGCCUGCUUCCCUGUCUUCAUCUGGUGGUAGACCUGAGAAACAGGACCUGAAGCCCCAUGACAUGCUAUUAAUGCUUGGUAAUGAAAUUGAUCAGCUUCUGGAACGGCUGCUGCCUGAUACACAACCAUCCCAGGAAGAUGGGGAGGAGGAUUUCUUAGGAUUGGAACACCCUGCACUGCAAAGUUCUGCAAACAGUGGCAGUCGAUUUCCAUUUCUUACAGAGGACUUAACCAAUCAGAGGACUGUUUGCACUGUGAAAUCCUGUGACUGUAAAGUUGAGAAACAUCAGGAGUGGCAGAGGAAGAAAGAUUUUGGUUAUGUGGAAGAAUGGAUAAAACAAGACUUCACUAAGUCAUUUGAAGGAUGUGGAAGUGUGCAGUCUUCCGACUGUAAUCCUGGGGAUGAAGAAAUAGGAAAAAAGCAAAAUGAGAACUUGGCUGAGUGUGGUGCAGAACAUGAGUAUACUUGUCAUCUAAAGGGCUUUGCUGUUGGUUCCAAAUGUGUGGUGUGGAGCUCUCUAAAAUGGUGUGAGGCUCGCAUUUUGGAGAUAUCUGAAAAAGGUACCAGGGUCUUGAAUUUCUCUAGUGGCAGUGAGGAGCUUGUGGAUCCUGAGAAUGUCUGGAAUGGUAUUCCUGACUGGGCUGGCAGAUCAUCUGAGGCAAUAACCCCUGCAACAGAAAACUUACAGUCCUCACCAGACGAGCCCUUACUUCAAGGUAAGACUACAUUAAACCUCUCAAAGAGUGCUUGA
This is a messenger RNA of Calypte anna (Anna's hummingbird), 6918 nucleotides long. RefSeq names its product tudor domain containing 6 (gene TDRD6). NCBI's taxonomy places the organism in Eukaryota, Metazoa, Chordata, Aves, Apodiformes, Trochilidae. The record is from RefSeq and is a predicted model, not a curated record. The transcript has 5 exons. Bases 1 to 6918 code for a protein of 2305 amino acids.